Messenger RNA from Fomitopsis serialis, 2321 nucleotides. RefSeq lists its product as uncharacterized. Gene Ontology annotation, molecular function: NAD+ poly-ADP-ribosyltransferase activity. The transcript is spliced from 23 exons. NCBI's taxonomy places the organism in Eukaryota, Fungi, Basidiomycota, Agaricomycetes, Polyporales, Fomitopsidaceae. The coding region runs from base 1 to 2064 and encodes 687 amino acids. The record is from RefSeq and is a predicted model, not a curated record.
AUGCGGGAAACCUGCAUUUGUGGGCCAGAACGGCGUGCCUGCGAAGCGCUGCGGAACGGAAAGGCCGAAAAUUGCCUCUCUUGCUCGAAGUGGCCGAAGGUCACCUUGAACGGGAAGUUAAGUGACUUCUGCUCCAAGCGUUGUAGUAAGAUCACUUUCAAUUCCGCUCCACUUAUCCUGCACAUCAAUGUCAGCAUGGAAUCCUUCGAAGACGUGUCAAAACAAUUCCGGAGCCAGUGGAAGCAUCCGACACAUGUCCCUACUGUCAUCAAGAUAUGGAAGAUAUUCUGCGACAAGCAACACAACGACCAGUUCUCGCGAUACCGGCUGAGCGUUGAGCGCACGCGUGAGAUACCAGGGGGCAAUAGCAAACGCCGUUGGCACGGAACGACCCGUGCGUGUAAGAUCGGCGACAGCGAGAUUCAGCCCGCCGUAUGCAACAGCAGCGUCUGCUCGCUCUGCGGGAUAAUCAAGACGUCGUUCCGCCUUGCGAAAUUCGGCCACCGAACGAACUUUGGUCGAUUCGGCGCGGGAAUCUACACUUCAGCGACGUCCUCGAAGGCAAACGACUACGUCCAAGAGCAGGGCGGAUCACCGUACAAGGCGAUGCUUCUCAGCGACGUCGUGAUGGGCAAGGCCAUAAAGUUGACCGUCGACAGUCCGUCGCUCACGCAGCCUCCUGCAGGAUAUGACUCGGUCGUCGGCGAGCCGGGAAGAAGCCUAAAUGAUGAUGAAGCCAUUGUGUUAGCGCCGCCGCUCGUAGUUUCCUGGCGUAUACAACCUUCAAAACUGCUUCGAGUAAUCCGUCGCGCGGCACCCUCGGAUCGCAACAUGAUCCGCACGUCAAGUAUAGCACUGGCAUUGGGCGAUGAGGAGAGUUGCGGUCGAGAUGCACGCUGGUUGCAGAGCGUGCAGACCGCAAGACCGAGAUCCGAAGGUAGAACCACGUCUGCAUCAUGUCAGCAAUCAUAUACGCCGAACGCAACCUGUUGCUAUCCUGGCUGUCACAAAGGCGCGUGGCAGAAUCCUGACGGCUCGUAUUCCUCCUUCUGCUCCAAGAAACAUAGGGAUACCAUGCAACAAUCCAAUGGGCCCAGCCCCAGCGUAGGCGGCGCGAAGCUCUGCAAGAAUUGUCAUUUGCGCCCGGUGUAUGUCGACGCUAAUCGCAUGCACGAAUUUUGUGGCAAUCGUUGCCAUGAUGCCUUCCAGGGAGGUAUCAGAGGAGCCCAAGGGAUUGUCCGCGCCGGCAUCUGCAAGCUCCCGGGAUGCCAGAAACCGGUCUACGUAGGGCCUAACGGCAAGCCAAGUGACUACUGUUCUAGGUCGCAUCACGCCCAGGGCGUGGAGUUGUGUCUCCUGUGCCGGCAGCGGCCCAAGGUCAUCAUUAACGGGAAGAUGAGCGACUUCUGCUCCAACCGCUGCAAGGACGAUACAUUUGGCUCGACUCCUGUCAUUUUGAACAUAAGCCCGGACAUGGCAUCCUUCCAAGACGUCUCGAAGCAGUUCACCGAUCAAUGGAAGCACUCCACGACCAAACCUGCCAUAGUCAAGGCGGGUAUAUGGAAGGUCUACUGCCAUAAGUCCCACACUGACGCGUUUAUGUCGUAUAAGCGUCAUGUCGAACGUAACACCCACAUUACCGGGGGAAAUAGUAGGCGGAGGUGGCACGGCACGACCCGAACCUGCACGAUCGGCGACUCUGAGAACAAGGGUGCUCUUUGCAAAGAUGCCAAGUGUUCAAUUUGCAGGAUAAUUGAGUUCUCCUUCCACAAAGGCAACGUGGGUGUAUUUGGCCCAGGGAUAUACACUUCUGCAACAUCGUCGAAUUCGAACGCCUAUGUCAAGAAUUUAGGCGGCUCACCGUACAAGGCGAUGUUGCUCAACGACGUUGUGUUGGGUAAGACGAUCAAGAUGACGAACUCAAGCACAUCCUUGACCGAGCCACCGCACGGCUACAAUUCUGUCAUCGGCGAGCCUGCCAGCGGUAGAUUGGAUUAUGAUGAAGCUGUUGUCUACAGGAACGACGCCAUUAGGCCACUGUUCUUGAUCAUCUACAAUGGCUGAUUUUCACAAUUGCAUUCGCUUCGCUUCCGUAUAGCUCUAUCAGGGUCCCGUAUUCUGUCAUCUCCCAGCUCUAGUUUGUCAAUCUUGGCUUUGUAUGAACUGGUUCCUUGGCACUGGCAUGGCACGGUGUAUGUAGGUCUGCAGCUCAUAGAUCGAUGUCGUGACACUUCUUCGUCGAGUCUACACUUGCGUAUCAUCGUUAGCUAGUUCGGUCCAGUACUAACUCAAUGGUGACGACCUCACUGCAGGGAACGGUC